This is a messenger RNA of Pisolithus orientalis, 1878 nucleotides long. RefSeq names its product amidase signature enzyme. Bases 136 to 1878 code for a protein of 580 amino acids. Lineage: Eukaryota; Fungi; Basidiomycota; Agaricomycetes; Boletales; Pisolithaceae. The record is from RefSeq and is a predicted model, not a curated record. The transcript is spliced from 8 exons.
UAUCCCCGAAUGCAACCUCAUCAGAAUGCUGACGAGAACUUAUCUCACAGUUUACCCGCAGGCCCUUUUAUGUAGCUGCUCGCUCUCUGCAACCAACUGUUACGAAGGUAGUACAGCACCAUUCAGUAGGAUAACAUGCUCUUUUCGUAUCUUGCUCAUCGUCGAGCAUGUCUUGACAAGCGCCGGGAACGAGAGGAACGAAUUGCGUCCUUACCCCAGGCCUACCACGAACCGUUAUCACCGCAGGACAAGCGAUUAUUGUCUCAACCCAUUUCGUCCAUCAUUCAUGCUGUCCAGACAUCCUCACUUUCGCCAGUGGACGUCCUCCUCGCUUAUGGCAAAAGAACGAUUCAAGCACAGGCACAGACAAACUGCCUUACGGAGGUGAUGAUUGGUGAAGCUGAGAAAUGGGCGCACACGGCAAUUCGGUCUGGUCCCUUAGCAGGAGUACCCGUCUCGCUCAAAGAUAUGAUUGCCGUCAAGGGGUACGAUUCCUCACUGGGCUACUCUGCAUUCACCAACGCACCCGUGUCUAAUGACGCUCCAAUUGUACGGCUCCUGCACGACGCAGGUGCAAUUCCUUAUGUCAAGACUAAUGUUCCCAUAACCUUGCUCUCCUACGAGUCCGCUAAUGACGUUUUCGGCGUCACCGAGAACCCUCACAAAAAGGGUUACAGCCCCGGCGGCUCUUCGGGCGGUGAAAGUGCACUGUUGGCAUUCGGAGGCUCCAGAAUAGGCAUUGGAAGCGAUAUAGCAGGCAGUGUCAGAGUCCCUGCGCAUUACUCCGGUAUCUACGCUAUCAAAUCGAGCACACAAAGGUUCCCCAAGAGUGGAAAUGCCGCAUCUGGUCCUGGUCAAGACGGGGUUGCUGGUAGUCAUAGUCCCAUGGCAAAGACGCUCGAAGAUCUCGAGACCUUUUGGCGUGCUGUGCUCCAGAUGAAACCAUGGGAAUACGACCAUUCCGUGAUAAAUUUGCCGUGGAGGAAAGUCCAGUUGCCACAAGAUCGUCCAAUAAGGUGGGGGGUUCUAUGGGACGAUGGUGUCGUUGCGCCCUCACCGGCAUGUUUGAGAGCACUGAAGAUGGUCACGGAGGUGCUCGCAAAGCAUGGCCACGAAAUCGUCACGCUAAACUCACCCUGCCCAUACGAGGGUUUGCAGAUUGCCUCCCAGUUUCUGUUCGCCGAUGGCGGAAAAUUUUUCUCGAAACCAUUUCAUAGCUUUGAAACAAAUUCUGCAGGGAUGGUCCCUGCUUUACGGGCGACGAGGCUCCCACGCUUCAUCAUGAAAAUAUACGCGUGGUACCUACGAUACAUCCGCCGCGAUCCAAUUUAUGCGGGUCUGGUUGAGAACUUCCACGCGAAAACCGUAGAGGAAUACUGCAAACUCAUAGUACAACGGGAGGAUUAUCGUACUCGCUGGUUUAGAGUCUGGCGAGGUGUCCAAGCCCGCGACUCUUUAGGAGACAAUGGUAUCGAUUUCAUACUCACCGUUCCGAACGCCUUACCCGCUGUUCCGCAUGGAGGUAUGCGGCACGGAUGGAAGGCUUGUGGGUACGCUAUUUUGUUCAAUUUGCUUGAUUACAGCGCGGGGGUAAUGCCAAUUACCCGGUCAUUUCGUGCGCGGAACGCCGUCGAGCGGAACAAUUAUCGCAUGUACGAUGCCGAGGCAAUGGAUGGUUUGCCUGUUGGUGUACAGGUGGUAGGCCGACGUCUGGACGAAGAACGGGUAUUGGAAAGCAUGAAACUCAUCUACCGACUGAUGGCAGACGCGGGAUUGGCAUAUCAGGUGUAUGUGUGUGUUGUGUAUAUCCAAAUCAUUUCGUUGGUAUUUCAUGAUAAGGAGAGCGGACGCAAUGAACUCUCUAAGUCGACCACAUGA